Siniperca chuatsi (mandarin fish) is the source of this 2166-nucleotide messenger RNA. RefSeq names its product gastrula zinc finger protein XlCGF57.1-like. Gene Ontology annotation, biological process: central nervous system development; regulation of transcription by RNA polymerase II. Lineage: Eukaryota; Metazoa; Chordata; Actinopteri; Centrarchiformes; Sinipercidae. Gene Ontology annotation, molecular function: RNA polymerase II cis-regulatory region sequence-specific DNA binding; DNA-binding transcription factor activity, RNA polymerase II-specific. The coding region runs from base 69 to 1421 and encodes 450 amino acids. The transcript is spliced from 4 exons. Gene Ontology annotation, cellular component: nucleus. The record is from RefSeq and is a predicted model, not a curated record.
GCAUCAGAGUGAGCAGACAGUUUUUAACGGAGUGAGUCUGGAGGAAAAGCUGCUGUGAAGCUGUGAAAAUGUCUAAAGUCCAAACGCUGAGAGCUUUUGUCAGCCAGAGACUAAGUGCGGCUGCUGAAGAGAUAUUUGAGCUGUUUGAAAGAACGAUAGCAGAGUACGAGGAGGAACUUUGUGGACAACGCAAACUACUGGACGCUGUUUUCCAGCCUGAAGUCCGGCUGCACAGAGCAGACGUCCAGCUGCUGUCGGCGAGUAAAGAAGAGGAUACCCCUGAGCAGCAGGACUGGAGACCCAGUCUGGACCAGGAGGACCCACCAGAGCCCCCACACAUUAAAGAGGAACCGGAGGAACUCUGGACCAGUCAGGAGGGAGAGCAGCUUCGAGGGCUGGAGGAGGCUGAUAUCAUCAAGUUCACGUUCACUCCUGUCCCUGUGAAGAGUGAAGAAGAUGAUGAAGAGAAACCUCAGUCCUCACGGCUUCAUCAAAGACUCACUGAACAGAUGAAAACAGAAGCUGAUGGAGAGGACUGUGGAGGACCAGAACCAGCCAGGAACUCAGAUCCAGAUAGUCAUUUACAACCAGCUACUUAUGACAAGAUGCCCGACUGCUCUGAACCUGAGACUGAUGACAGUUGUGAUUGGGAGGAGACCAGGGAACCUCAGUCAGGUUUAAACUCUCAGCAAAACAAUGAAGUACCUGUAAGUGAUCAGGAAUGUAAUGCUGGAAAAACAUCAAGUAGCUUCUCUGAAUGUGCUACAAGCUUUGGCCUCAAGGAACAUCUGCAGGAACAAGAUGGACUCCAACCAGGAGAGAAACCAUUUAGUUGUUCAGUUUGUGGUAAAAGAUAUCUCGUGAAGAAAUCCUUAAAGAUUCAUAUGAGACUUCAUUCAGAAGGAAAAUGUUUUAGCUGCUCAGUUUGUAAAAAAAGUUUUGGUGAAAGAAGGAAUUUGUCUAGACACAUGAGAAUCCACACAGGAGAGAAACCAUUUAGUUGCUCAGUUUGCAGUAAAAGAUUUAUACAAAAGGCAACUCUGACAGACCACAUGGUAGUCCACACAGGAGAGAAACCAUUUAGUUGUUCUGUCUGUGGUAAAAGAUUUGCACGAAAGGACAAUCUGAGACAACACAUGAUUGUCCACACAGGGGAGAAACCCUUUUCUUGUUCAGUUUGUGGUAAAGGAUUCGCACACAGAUCAACUUUGACCAUACAUUUUAGAGUUCAUACUGGAGAAAAACCUUUCACAUGCUCAGUUUGUAAAACAAGUUUUGGUACCAGAGGCCAUUUGUCCAGACACAUGAGAAUCCACACAGGGGAGAAACCAUUCAGUUGCAGCGUUUGUGAUAAAAGAUUCACUUGGCUUUAUACUUUCAAAAGCCACAAGUGUGCUGGUGAGAGCAGCGGCAGUAAAUGAAGCUGCAGAGAUGCUUGUUGAGCCGAUUCCUUCCUGCAGGAUUUGAAGUACUGAGGGCAAGACUUGGCUCAACACUGAUCAGUUCAAAACUGUGAUAGAGACUCCAAAAUAAGUCGAGCUUCAUCUUUUCAGCUGAGAUGAAGCCACGUGAUCAUUUUAAUUCUGUUUUUAUUUGUAUCUACAUUAUUUGGUCGUUUUCUGGGAACUGUGCUUUGUGGUUUUACAUGUAUUCAUUGAUUUAAAAUUGGCUAAAAGUGUUUCAUGUCGCCUGUACAGCACUAUGGUCAACAUAUCAACAAGUUAAUUUUUUACUGGAAACUGGUUAUAAUAUUUUCUCGGCUUCAACACAUAUUUUCAUUUGUUUUAAGAAAAGGUUUUUAAAAGCUCAAUAACAGGCAUAAAUUAAUAAAUAUGUUUUUAAUUAAUUUUCUGUUGAUUUGUGAUAUAAAUCCAUUGGAAGCUUUUUGUAAACCAUUAGAAGAUACUAAUAAAAAUGUGUAAUGCUUUAAUAAGUGUGUUGAUUUAUCAGAUGUGGCAUUAUGAAAUAAAAGUCCAAUGAAAUAAAUAAAAGUAGUCCUUUGAAAAACAUUUUUUAAAUAAAACCCAUUUAUUUAUUUCAUAUUGACUAAAAUGGCAUUCCAUGCACCAGAAUAUUAAUAUAGUAUGAUUAUGUAAUUAUACUUAGUUGUCUGUAUUAUUAUGUAUAUAUACAUUAAUAUGUAUAGUAAUAAAUGCAUUUUGCUGA